UUUUUUGUCUGAGAGUCUCAGGAACGGAGGAGGGGCGCCAGGGCCCCAUGUGUGGGAGGAUUGCUUCAGUUCCACAAACUUGCACGGAUUUUGGUUACUACUUUGGCCAGCGAUUCUGCUCAGAUUUCCUCCGAAUUAUUGCAAAUUCACCGUACCGUGGCUGCUUAGAAACUUGGAUCCGGCAUUUCUUUUCAACCGGGAGCCAUCGGUGUCCAAGUGUCUGCAAUGAACCCGGUGAAUGCUACUGCUCUCUACAUUUCCGCGAGCCGCCUAGUGCUCAACUACGACCCCGGAGACCCCAAGGCGUUUACAGAGAUUAACAGGCUCCUGCCUUACUUCCGACAGUCCCUCUCGUGCUGUGUUUGCGGACAUUUGCUACAAGAUCCUAUUGCACCCACCAACUCCACCUGCCAACACUAUGUCUGCAAAAGUUGUAAAGGCAAGAAAAUGAUGAUGAAACCUUCAUGUAGCUGGUGCAAAGACUAUGAGCAGUUUGAGGAAAACAAGCAAUUAAGCAUCCUAGUGAACUGCUACAAAAAACUAUGCGAAUAUAUAACACAGACUACAUUGGCACGUGAUAUAAUAGAAGCAGUUGACUGCUCUUCUGAUAUUUUGGCUCUGCUUAAUGAUGGAUCAUUGUUUUGUGAGGAGACGGAAAAACCCUCAGAUUCAUCCUUUACUUUGUGUUUAACACAUUCCCCUUUACCUUCGACCUCAGAACCUACGACUGAUCCUCAAGCUAGUUUAUCUCCAUUAUCUGAAAGCACCCUCAGCAUUGCUAUCGGAAGUUCUGUUAUAAAUGGUUUGCCUACUUAUAAUGGGCUUUCAAUAGAUAGAUUUGGUAUAAAUAUUCCUUCACCUGAACAUUCAAAUACGAUUGAUGUAUGUAAUACUGUUGACAUAAAAACUGAGGAUCUAUCUGACAGCCUCCCACCUGUCUGUGACACGGUAACCAGUGACUUAUGCUCCACAGGCAUUGAUAUCUGCAGUUUCAGUGAAGAUAUAAAACCUGGGGACUCUCUGUUACUGAGUGUUGAAGAAGUACUCCGCAGCUUAGAAACUGUUUCAAAUACAGAAGUUUGUUGCCCUAAUUUGCAGCCCAAUUUGGAAGCCAGUGUUUCCAAUGGACCUUUUCUGCAGCUUUCUUCCCAGUCACUUAGCCAUAAUGUUUUCAUGUCUACCAGUCCCGCACUUCAUGGGUUAUCAUGUACAGCAGCAACUCCGAAGGUAGCUAAAUUGAAUAGAAAAAGAUCCAGAUCAGAAAGUGACAGUGAGAAAGUUCAGCCACUUCCAAUUUCUACCAUUAUCCGAGGCCCAACAUUGGGGGCAUCUGCUCCUGUGACAGUGAAACGUGAAAGCAAAAUCUCUCUUCAGCCUAUAGCAACUGUUCCCAAUGGAGGCACAACACCCAAAAUCAGUAAAACUGUACUUUUAUCUACUAAAAGCAUGAAAAAGAGUCAUGAACAUGGAUCCAAGAAAUCUCACUCUAAAACCAAGCCAGGUAUUCUAAAAAAAGACAAAACUGUAAAGGAAAAAAUUCCUAGUCAUCAUUUUAUGCCAGGAAGUCCUACCAAGACUGUGUAUAAAAAACCCCAGGAAAAGAAAGGGUGUAAAUGUGGGCGUGCUACUCAAAAUCCAAGUGUUCUUACAUGCCGAGGCCAACGCUGCCCUUGUUACUCUAACCGCAAAGCCUGCUUAGAUUGUAUAUGUCGUGGCUGCCAAAACUCCUAUAUGGCCAAUGGGGAGAAGAAGCUGGAGGCAUUUGCUGUGCCAGAAAAGGCCUUGGAGCAGACCAGGCUCACUUUGGGCAUUAACGUGACUAGUAUUGCUGUGCGCAAUGCUAGUACAAGCACCAGUGUAAUUAAUGUCACAGGGUCCCCAGUAACGACAUUUUUAGCUGCCAGUACACAUGAUGAUAAAAGUUUGGAUGAAGCUAUAGACAUGAGAUUCGACUGUUAAAUCAGUGGGUCUUUAGACCUACCUCUGGUAGGGAAAUAGCUAUAGUUUUACGGCAGCUAUGGUUCUGUUGGUUUAACUUGCCGGAGCUCCUGCAUAUAGAUCACUUGUAUCAAGUGUUUUUCAUUGCUAAGUUAUAUGUGUUAGUGUCGGGGAAAUAGUUUGCAGAUAAUGGAGGAAUAACCCUACAACUAUAUGUCCUUAGUUCUUACAGAACCUCAUAGUUUGAGAACAAAUGCUGAUGCAACUGAUUUAUACAAAAUGAACUUUGGCAAGGAAAAUAACAUUAACCUCAUUGUUUAUGGUCAUGCUUUGUGCAUAAUCAAAGUUUAUGAUUAAAUGUAAGGAAGUGGUAUCUAGUCAGUCCAUAAAGAUUGUGCUAAUUUUUUU
This is a messenger RNA of Chrysochloris asiatica (Cape golden mole), 2346 nucleotides long. RefSeq names its product male-specific lethal 2 homolog (Drosophila) (gene MSL2). NCBI's taxonomy places the organism in Eukaryota, Metazoa, Chordata, Mammalia, Afrosoricida, Chrysochloridae. The transcript has 2 exons. Gene Ontology annotation, cellular component: MSL complex. Gene Ontology annotation, molecular function: ubiquitin protein ligase activity. The record is from RefSeq and is a predicted model, not a curated record. Bases 226 to 1959 code for a protein of 577 amino acids.